Molecule: messenger RNA, 3684 nt
Organism: Fusarium verticillioides 7600
Lineage: Eukaryota; Fungi; Ascomycota; Sordariomycetes; Hypocreales; Nectriaceae
Exons: 2
Coding region: 968-2725 (585 amino acids)
Biological process (GO): cellular response to glucose starvation; protein catabolic process in the vacuole
Source: RefSeq, a predicted model, not a curated record
CCUUCCUUCUUCCCACAAGUGACCUGAGUGCCUACCUAGGUAUGUACUAUUCCAUCAUCUCUCCCUCGUUUUUAUCCCCGCUCUUUCUCAGAUUCGCCUGGAUGCCUUCUGACUAUCUUACCUUACCUACCUAUAUUCCCUUCUCAUCGUCUUCAAUCACUGCGACUUAUUCAUUCCUCCAACUUCUUCAUCCUCCUCCUCCUCUUCCUUCUUUUCAUUGUCCAACCCAGUUGACCCGGAGCAGAUUCAAUCACCAACCACUACCCUUAACACCCACUGUAACCGUCUGCCCAAUACCAUCGCAGCGGGCGCAAGACUCCGCUAUCCGGCCGGUGACCGAAGUGUCAGUGCAUAACGAACGAACAGUAAGGACUCGACCAGACCACACCUGGGCGGUCCCCACGAAAUUCGUCACCGCAACUGGGUCUGGGGGAGGUCUCUAGUCGCUUCAACGCCACCACGCCUCGACCAGGUUUAGCUCAUCCCUGGCCUGCCAUCCCCAUCCAUCCCUAGUACAGUACACGCCCAGGAAAACACACACACCCACAACACCAGCGCCGGGUUACGCUACGUACUCCUCCGGUACAGUACGCUAGAAACUAGCCCCAAACAGAACCUGUCCACCUGCUGCCCCCAAGGACCCCGGCUACGGCUAUCGCCUGCUGUUUGCUCAAGCACUUGUCCGGGCUCUUUAGGUUGACUAUACGCCUGCAACUACAAACUGCUAUAAGCCUGGCCCCCCACCCACAUUGUGAAAUCCAUUCAAUUCUCUAUACUUCGUACCUACGCUAGAUCUUCGACUCUCUCGUCAAUUCAUCUCAAAUCGAUAGCAUACCUAACAUACGUUUUGUUUGCCUUUGCACUCGCCUGUACCCAUGAGUCUCUAACCUCGAGCCCUCCCAAUUUCACCUUUCCUGGGUGCUUCGGCAUUGACAAAGAUUCCUCUGGUUUUCCUCACACUCCCAUCAUGGCUGUCGUUCUUCCAUCCGACGACAACGGUUACUUCGCCGGCUCCGGCCUACGACGCUCACAUUCUCACUCCAACUUCAUCUCAUCGAAUUCACCAUUUUCCACUUCUUCUCACCUCAGCGACCAUUACAAGCCUGCAUCCAAGUCUUACGCCGAAUCUAACUCUUCAUCUGCUCCCUCGUCUCCCCGUACCGUCCACGCCGACUCUGUCGAUCUCUCCUACGCAUCUACUCCUGCCACUAAUCUCUCUAUUGCCUCUGACUACGACGACAACAUUGGACUCGCUGAAUCACCUGAGGAUCACUUCAUGUUUCCAUCCUUUGCGCAGGAGAAGUUUUAUGUUCACCCAGAGAUCCGCCCUGAAAUCCACCACGAUGACAACCUAGAGCCACCGCCCAGUCCACGAACUGGCGACUCUUACACUGUUUCUCCUGCGGAACACGAGAACUCUGAAGAGGUCUCUGAUGAUACAUCGAGGCCCGAAACGCCUGAACAUGAAAAGUCCGAACAUGCAGCAGAGGACGACACUGCAGUGUCAAGUCGACCAUCCCGUCAGGUGGAUUAUCUAUCUCAUGAGUGGAGAGAGGAAGAUAUCUGGUCAUCAUGGCGAUAUGUGGUCACUCGACGGGGUGAGUUCCCCAACAGUGCUCGGUUAGAGAAUGCUUCUUGGAGGACCUGGAUGAAGGCCAAAAACAACCUCAAGACCAUCUCCCCCGAAUCUCUCAACUGGCUUAAGGAUUGUGAUGUCACCUGGCUCUAUGGCCCAUUGCAGUCGGGACCCAAGAACCUCCAUCCUACACAUACUGAGCCUUCGAGCGUGUCGUUAUCCAAAGCUGACUCACUGGUCAACCUCAACAAGAAGCCUAUCCUCAAGAAGAGAAGCAUGUCCGAAGUGAUGCUUCAGCGAUCACUGUCUACAGCUUCAUUAUUAAAGCAGGCCACCGCGGCUGUCAAGGCCCAAGAGACACGAGGAAUUCUUCGACCACACCUUGGUCGCUCAUCAACAGAUUACUUCGCCUAUCCCUUCGCAUCACGUCGGUUGAGCGGAGACAGCAGCAGUGUUGCUCCUUCAGUCGAGUCAUCUGGAAUCAUUUCUCCCAACUCUGAGCGAAAACACAUUCACUUCAAUGAGCAAGUCGAGCAGUGUAUAGCUGUCGAAGCCAAGGGCGAAGAUGAGGAUGAAAUGGUCGAUGAGCACUUUGUUUCAGAUAGCGACUCAGAUGAUGGCGUGAUGAUGAAACGAGUCAGGACCAAAAAGAGGCCCAUUUCUCGACGCAAGGCUAUGAAGUCAAAGCCAGCUGCUGAAGGCAAGACAAUUGCCAUGUUGCCGUCCACCACCCUUAAGUAUCGGGAAGACACUCCUGAGCCACGAGAGACUGCAAUGAAGCACUCCCGAAGCCCUCUCAUGUCUCCUUCAUCUUCACAGGAGACGCUAAGACCUACUAAACAAUCAGGAAAGUUCUUUUUCGGUGAGGAAGACCAUGAUGAUGGUCUUGACGACGCUUUAUUAAGUCCCCGUUCAGGGUGGGCGUCACCUCCCAGCGAAGGUGCCAAUGGAGGCCUGAGCAGAUCCAUCUCGUCAGGCAGUCUUUGUGAGGAGCCUGCGGGCAUGCGACGCACACCAUCCGGUAUGUUUAUGCCUUAUGGGGAGGGCGAAAUACAAUCCGGAGACGGCAUUUUCGGUCGAGUUAUUGACACAGUCAAUACAGCCCGUGAUAUCGCCCACGUUAUUUGGAACGUUGGCUGGAGGAAGUAAUGGAUACACAAGCGUUCGACUUUCUUUUAGCGACGCGAUUGGAUUUUGAACAAGCUUAUAAGCUUGUGACUCACUCAGUGUGAGCUGAAACGACGCCAUGACAACAUAAAAAAAGCGCAUCUAUCUAUAUACGGGAAUUUCGGAGAUAAUUGGCAUUGAUCGGCCAUACUACCGCGACUAUCACGAAGUAAAGGCUUGUUGACGGGGAGUCUGUGCCAGUGUCACGACGACAUCUUGGAAAGUGGCCCCGGAAUCGCAUUUCUAUCUUUGAUGCACGGUCUGCAACAGCGAGUGGAUGGAGACGAAAGGGCUAAAGAAAAGCACCGUGUUUAUUGUGGAAGAGCUGGGGUAGCUGCGAGGGAUUUUCAUGGGUAAAGGAGAGGCAGCUCACACCAAAGGCGCCAUCAGGCUUUUCUACGAUGGAGCAACCUACCCCGUGACGCCCCCGGUACCCGGGUUCCGACUACGAAAUCGGGGCAACGGGAAAAAGCCAUUCCAGAGGUCACAGGCCCGGGGGAUAUUCGGCGUUAUAGUUUUUUUGUUCCCGUCUUCCUUUUGUGGCAAGGGUUUUGUUUUUUUCACUUCAUGAUAUCCCAUGGGCAAGUGGGUACUACGGAUCACAGACGGCCUCGGGCGGUUAUGGACGGAUCAGGAAAGGGAAGGGAAGGGUACAGGCCAUGGGGUCAAUUGAUUUUUUUCGGCGACUACGGCGACUCUACGGGACGGUCAAGGCCAGGCAGGACAGGGACAAUUUAAACAAGGGAAGAAGAAGAACAAGAAGGACACAAACGGCAAAUGGCAACAGGACCGGGUCUUCAGUGCGUUGGUGAAUUGGUUGUACAUAAAAAAAAGUGACAGGGGGUCGCAUCUCGACGUAAUUGGGCGGACCGGACGGAAGCCAUGACAAAACUAUACAAAAGCAUUCAUGAUAUAAUAAUAUGGUGUUCCCAUCAUCUCGA